AUGGCAGACAUCCACGAUCACAAUGGUCACGUGAACGGUCAUAACAGACACAAUAGACACAACAAUAGACUUUACGCCCAUGAAAAGCAAAAACCACGAAAGCACUUAAGCGACUUCGGCUGUCACUUGGUAGCGGCGUCUGGAGAAUUUGUGGGCACAUUUCUAUUCUUGUACUUUGCUUAUGCCGGCAAUGUCGUUGCUGUCCUCCAAGAGCCCAUCUCGGGGCCCAAUGGCUCCUUAGCCAACAACACUGUCAUGUAUAUCGCCAUGGCAUAUGGCUUUUCGCUCCUAGUCAACGUCUGGGCUUUCUACCGAAUUAGUGGUGGGCUAUUCAACCCUGCAGUCACUCUUGGACUCUGCCUAUCUGGUCAACUCCCAUGGAUACGUGCACUGUUUCUUUUCCCAGCUCAGAUCACGGCAUCCAUGUGUGCAGGUGGUCUUGUAAACGCCAUGUUUCCUGGAAGUGCCUCUCUCGCAAACACUACCCUCGGGCCCAACACUUCAAUUGCCCAAGGUGUUUUCCUCGAGAUGUUCUUCGCAGCACAGUUGGUCUUUGUUGUCUUGAUGCUGGCCGCUGAGAAGUCUCGCGAUACCUUCCUGGCACCUGUCGGAAUUGGUCUGGCUCUAUUCGUCGCACUCAUUCCAGGUGUCUUCGUAACUGGUGGAUCAGCCAACCCUGUUCGAUCAUUUGGCUGCGCUGUUGGCUCCAGAGAGUUCCCUGGUUACCACUGGAUCUACUGGGUUGGUCCUUUCCUUGGCGCUGCCCUUGCUGCUGGUUACUUCCGCCUCGUGAAGAUGAUGCACUACGAGGAAGCAAACCCUGGACAGGACAGCCCUGUCGACGUGUAA
Messenger RNA from Fusarium coffeatum, 849 nucleotides. RefSeq lists its product as uncharacterized. Gene Ontology annotation, molecular function: water channel activity. The coding region runs from base 1 to 849 and encodes 282 amino acids. The transcript is spliced from 3 exons. Gene Ontology annotation, cellular component: plasma membrane. NCBI's taxonomy places the organism in Eukaryota, Fungi, Ascomycota, Sordariomycetes, Hypocreales, Nectriaceae. The record is from RefSeq and is a predicted model, not a curated record. Gene Ontology annotation, biological process: transmembrane transport.